AUGGGCAACGAUAACAACAAUGCAAAAGAUACGGAAAUCCAGCAACCACAUGAGACGUCGUCGUUUAUUGACAGCAACGCCAACAAUACCGCCCAUCCUAGUGACGAGCAUCACCAAGCCGUGACUAGUAAUAAUCCUACGUCCGAGUCGAUCCAGCAACCCUCCUAUCAGCAGCUCCACGAAGCAAUGUUAGCAGCUGUCAACAGUCACGGGGUGGGUUCUCUUUCUCCUCAUGGUCUUGUUGCAGCAGCGGCAGCAGCAAUGGCAGCUGCAGCUUCUUCUUCCUCAACUCCCAACGCAUCGCCAAUUUCACCUACAGCAAACGCCUCCUCCACCACCAUUACCCAGUCUGAAACAACACCCCAAGUGCAUCACAGCAAACACAAACCGUUGCAUGAAUUGGAUGUCACAAAGAGAGAAAGCAUUCGGGCAGCCAAUCGAGAGAGAAAAAAGAAAUGGCGUAUUCAUAAUGAAGAGCGAAACAAAGACAAUGAUUUAAGGUGCCGAGUCAAUAAGCGAGCGACCAAAUUGUAUGGCACUGCUGAUACUCCAGAAAAGAAAGCGUGGGCUCAAGAAGAGUUUGAAAAGAGACGACAAAAACGAAUGGAAAAGGAACGACGCAAGAAUGCCAUUGACAACGUCCUCAGUGUUCCUGGUAGUCCUCACCUUGAGAAACCACAAGAGAUGUCAUCAUUAUCAGAGCAAUCAGUAUUGAAUGGUGUAUCAGAUCAGCUUGGUUAUUACAACAUGCAACAACAACAACAACAAGCUCCACCCUUAGUGGAUCCUGCUGCUGCUGCCAAAAUGUUGGAUUUCCCUCCCGAAUUGCAACGACAACUACUUGAACAAUUGAACAACAUGAUUGCCAUGACAAACAAUGGGGAAAAAUUACCAUCAUCGAGCACAUCAAAUGAUGAUUCAUCAAGUCAAGCCCAGCUACAGCAACAACCACAGGAUGAAGAUCAAGUUGCACCAAACAAUCAAGAAUCCACGCACGAAGAGCAAGGUUUAUCAUCAUCCACCAGUGCAUCCAAUAGCGCGCAUAAUUCUCCAUUACAAGACAAGAGCGAAGAAGAGGAAUCAAAAGAUGGUCAACAACAACAACAACAACAGGAUGAUAAAAAACCAGAAUAUCCGAUGGAUGCUGUUCUUACAUUGAUGCAAUUGAAUGCUGGAUGGCGAGAAUAG
Molecule: messenger RNA, 1188 nt
Organism: Lichtheimia ornata
Lineage: Eukaryota; Fungi; Mucoromycota; Mucoromycetes; Mucorales; Lichtheimiaceae
Exons: 3
Coding region: 1-1188 (395 amino acids)
Source: RefSeq, a predicted model, not a curated record